Myxocyprinus asiaticus (Chinese sucker) is the source of this 5990-nucleotide messenger RNA. RefSeq names its product regulator of G-protein signaling 12-like. Bases 612 to 4757 code for a protein of 1381 amino acids. Lineage: Eukaryota; Metazoa; Chordata; Actinopteri; Cypriniformes; Catostomidae. Gene Ontology annotation, molecular function: protein binding; GTPase activator activity. Gene Ontology annotation, biological process: signal transduction. The transcript is spliced from 17 exons. The record is from RefSeq and is a predicted model, not a curated record.
CCUGCACCAGUAUUCAUAGUCAGUCGGCUAAUAAAUAAUUUUACUGUUGAGAAAUUAACGACUAGUAAUUGAUUUUAAAUGAUCCAUAACUCUCUGAUUUGUGGUUUAUGGAAAAUGUUUACAAAAAUGUCUAAAUAUUUACUUGUGUUUAAGGCCUAUAACAUAACAGCAAGUAAUAAAUUAAUUAAAAUAAAAAAUGAGGGAAUUUGAAAUUACCUUAAAUAAUUCAGAUAUUUAAGCAACACUAGGAUAUAGUUAUUGAAAUGUUUAAUUCCAAUGUCAUGUGGUGAAGGAAAAGCCCUGUGCUGUCCUUAAAAAAAAAACAGAUGAUUCCUCCUCCUGCUUCUGCUGCUGUACACACACCAGCUGCCCUCUCCCUUUGUUUACUCCUUCUGCAGCACUAAGGUUACCAUGCCAUUAAACUUCGCAUCAGCGGAUGACACAUCCAUUGCAAGUGUUCUGUGAACAUUCAAGCAUGCACCAAGUUAGUGCCUCACAUAAGGGCUACAUAGCAGGGAGGAUGAUAUCCCCCUUCUCGUACAUUUAGCCCUCCAUCUAUGCAUUGAAGCCCUUGUCAGGAGUAAGUGAAAGCAGGAGAAAAAGAAGGAAAGAUGUUGAGACAAUCAGAACCAGGCAGGAGGCGUGUGAAUGCUCUGCCGUCUGCACACAUAAGAGGGGUGGAGGUCGCUAGAGGGAGAACGGGCUAUGGCUUCACGCUCUCUGGUCAAUCUCCCUGUGUGCUGAGCAGCAUCCUUAAGGGCAGUCCUGCUGAUUACAUGGGCCUUCGUUCUGGAGAUCAGAUCCUAAGUGUGAACGACAUCAAUGUGUCCAAAGCCUCUCAUGAGGAUGUGGUCAAACUCAUUGGCCGCUGCACAGGUGUCCUACACUUGAUCAUUGCUGAAGGCAAUCCUAAGAACUCACACCUAGAUUCAUGUUCAAGCGAUGAGGAAAUGGGGUUCCACAACCACAAGAGCCACUGGUUGAGGCCCAAGAUGGACUCAAAGACUCUCGGGAUAAACCGUGCAGAACGCGUUGUAGCCGAAAUGCAAUCUGGUGGAAUCUUUAACAUGAUCUUUGAAAAUUCCAGCCACUCAUCUAGUAGCUCAGAGAAAGCAGUUGCUUGUGCAUCUGCCUCUAAAGCAAGGCCUCUCUCAGAGCCAGACUUCCCUUAUGGAAAUGCUGUCACCCGUAGGAGUGACCCCAACUUACUCACCGAAGAGGAGAUGGCCAAAGUGCUCAAUGAUGACUCUGUGUUUGUGGAUAUGUUUGAACAUCAAGAUGAAUUUGUCCUGAUGCAAAGAGCUGAUUCUGUAGGGAUCUUAAAUGUUGGUAUGAUUGUGGGUUACCUGGGAUCUAUUGAAUUAGCCUCAACUAGUGCUAAUUUGGAAAGUGACAGCCUCCAGGCAAUUCGUGGCUGUAUGCGACGUCUUCGUGCGGAGCAAAAGGUGCACUCAUUGGUUCUGCUCAAAGUCAUGCAUGAUUGUGUACAGCUAUGCAAUGACCGAGGCACUGUUCUAGCCACCUACCCUGCAGAGAAGUUAGCAUUCAGCGCUGUAUGUCCAGAUGACCGCCGCUUCUUUGGUCUUGUCACCAUGCAAGCCGAGAAUGACCACAGCAUUAACAGACACAGCGAGGAAGAGCAAAGCUUAAGAACAUCUUGUCAUGUUUUUAUUGUAGACCCAGAACUUUGUCACCAUAAGAUCCACCAAGGUGUGGGCCGACGUUUUGGCUUUGACUGCACUCCUGACCCAGACACUGGUGGCUGUCUAGAAUUCCCACCAACUUCCCAGCCACUCCUUCAGUUUGUGUCUGUGCUGUACCGUGACAUGGGUGAAUCAAUUGAGGGCAUGCGGGCUCGGGCUUUCCUUGAUGGCGACCUGGAUGCGCAGCAGAAUAACAGCACAAGCAGCAACAGUGACAGUGGCAUUGGCAAUUUCUUGCCAGAGGAGAAGAGCAACAGAGUCCUCUUGGUUGACCUCGGCGCUAACCCUGGUCGCCAUGUGCCCACAGGUUUAUGGGAGAACCCGCCUGGACCUCGUCACCAAAGUGUACUAGGAGGUCUUCCACCACCACCCCCAAUGCCACAUCGUAAUGGCUACUGUUCUGACCAGUUCAUAGAACACCAUCCACCCCAUCCACAUUCCCAUGUAGACCCACCUCCACUUUCUGGCAGGCAUCUAAACUCUUCCUCACGGCUGGAUGUAUCAGGCCUGCCUUCACGCUCACACUACUCAACCCAUGGCAAGAAGGUGACAGGGGCUUCAGGCCAGCGUUGGCUGCCUGUUCAUGUCCUGAGAGAUUGGCGUCAGGGACAAAGCAGUGAUCAGGAGUCUUAUGCAGAGUCGACUGAUGGAUGGUCCAGUGCUAACUGUAGCACCUUGCCACCACCCAUGAGUAAGAUUCCAGCCGACCGGUACCGUGCUGCAGAUGAGAUCGCCUCACAGCCUCACCGGCUCCAUGCCCAGAAGUAUGAGUGGGCUAAAAAUCUAUUAGGGGAGAAGAGCCCACGAGAGCGCCAGCAACACCAACAGAUCAAUGGUGGAAGAACUAAAGACGAAAAAAAGAGUGGAAGAUUCAAAGGCAUCACUAUGGGCUUUCCUCGGUGUUCCUCUGGCCGACGAUCUUUCGGACGUACCAAGCACCUCAGCAUGGCUCGUUCACUCGAUGACCUUGAGUCUGCGGCUGUCUCCGAUGGUGAGUUGAACAGUGUGGACCUGAAAGGCUGUGGCAGUGAUAACAGUCUGAACAGCAAUGCCAGUCUACCUAGUGUGCAGUGCCAUAGACGCCACACUGAACGCCGCGUUGCAUCAUGGGCCGUCUGCUUCGAGCGCCUGCUACAGGAUCCAGUUGGUAUCCAAUAUUUCUCGGAAUUUUUGAAGAAGGAGUUUAGCGAGGAGAAUAUUUUGUUUUGGCAAGCCUGUGAAUAUUUCAGCCAUGUGCCGGAAACAGAUAAGAAACAGCUGUCCCAGAGGGCCAGAGAGAUCUACAACAGCUUCCUGUCGAGCAAGGCCACCACACCUGUCAACAUUGAUAGUCAGGCCCAGCUGGCUGACGACAUCCUCAAUGCUCCAAGGCCAGACAUGUUUAAAGAGCAGCAGCUACAGAUCUUUAACCUGAUGAAGUUUGACAGUUACACUCGCUUUCUAAAGUCCUACCUGUAUCAGGAAUGUAUGCUUGCGGAGGUGGAGGGGCAUCCUCUUCCAGACCCCUACCAGGUUCCCAGCAGCCCCACAUCCAAACACAGCACAAGCUCUGACCGCUCCAACCUCUCAACACCCAAAAAGGUGCAGGACGACAAGAAGAGCAAGUCGGGAAGGUCACUGAACAGCACAGAUGACAGCAGAGAUGAACAGGGUGAUAAAAAGAAAAACAUUUUCUUCUCCUGGUCCAGAAAUAGAAGUUUUGGAAAAGGACCCAAGAAGAAGGAUCUUGCAGAUUACAAUAUUACAGGUAGUAACGGACGGAGAGAAUCACAGGGCUCUUUGUCGUCUGGUGCAAGUUUGGAACUUGGCACCUCUGGUUCCGGAAAAAAUGAGGCUGAGGUGUCGCGAAACUCCAUGUUGUUGUCCGAAGAUGCGGUGCGUCACUGUAACAUUAACCUUCCGGAUGGCUCAUGCUGCUCAGUACCCAUCAGACCCGGCAUCUCCAUCAGAGAGGUGCUGUUGGGCUUAUGCGAGAAGAUCGACAUUAACCUGGCUGCUGUGGAUCUGUUCUUAGUGGGCGGAGAGAAGCCUUUAGUGUUGGACCAGGACUGCAUGACAUUGUGCUCCAGAGACCUACGGCUGGAGAAACGUACACUAUUCCGGCUGGAUCUGGUGCCCAUAAAUCGUUCUGUUGGGCUGAAAGCAAAACCCACUAAGCCGGUUACAGAAGUGCUGAGGCCAGUAGUGGCUAAAUAUGGUCUGAACUUAGAAGACCUGGUGGCCAGGAUAAGUGGAGAGAAAGAGCCGCUGGAUCUUGGGCUUCCUAUAUCUAAUCUAGACGGACUGAGGGUGGUUCUGGAAGCAGCCGAUCACAUUCCAGAAAAAGACAAACAAAAGCUGGUCUCAUCUAAAAGCCAUGAUCCACCUCUGUCUACACGAAGCCAGCCUGCCACAGGGGAGGACAAAACGGCAGAAAAGCCUUCGGCUGUGAAAACCAGGGCCCAGGUGGAAAACCGAAAACAGAAAAAGCUUAAUAUAGAUGAAGCUGAAGAAUUCUUCGAGCUCAUAUCCAAAGCACAGAGCAACAGAGCUGAUGACCAGCGGGGUUUGCUGAACAAAUCCGACCUUGUCCUGCCUGACUUCCUGCGCCUCGACACAGAAGCAGACAUCAACAACGACAACUUCAGCUCCACCCCCGUCUCCCACAAGAUUCGGCCCAGAUCCAAGGAGAAUGGCUCUGCCCUCAGCGCCAGCCACCAAUCGCAGAGCUUGGAUUCAGCAGUGGAGGGGAAGGCACCUAGACGAGCCCUAAUGCCGCCCAAUAGAAACGCUGCUGCCCGAAAUCAACCACCAUUCAGUUCUGCAUUUUCCCCCAUCCCACACACACAAAAAGAGGGCUCAUCUGGGAUCACAGACUGGAGGAGCGACGGAGGGGUCCAGGCACUGGAGGAAGAAGAGUGCGGCACAGACCUGACAUUUGUUGCCGAAUGUGACAUCACAAGCCCUAACAGCUCUCUCCUUCCCCAGUUCCCUUCCUCCCCAGACCAACAUCACCUCCUGAGGGAGGGCACUUACCAGGACAGUUGGGCUCAAUCAGGUACCUCUCCUGUGUGAAGCAUCUAAGCUCGCAUGUAUUAUCCUCGCCUCUCUCUGGUCCCUCCUGAAGAUGUGUGUGAUUUCUGAGUGCUGUGGAUUUGCUGUGCUCCUCAUCGUAAGCCCUGUGCCAAUCCCUGGCAAAACCACAACCUUCCCAUGUACAUUAAAACCCUUUAAGCACUUUAAUGAACAAUCGAAAAAGAGACUUCUACAUACAUUUUAUUUUCUUCCCUGAAAGUAUUUUUAAACAACUAGUCACACACAGUCAUGACAAUUAGUAACUUCCACUGCUUUGUUCCUCUGAGAAAAACAAAUAGAUUUAUUGUAGCCAUUCAGGCUGAUUUUGAGGUCAGUAGUGUACCGAAGCAACCCUGCUCUUGUUCUGCAUAUCUCUGCCCUCUGGCUGAUCACAUGACAGUCCCAACUGGAGCCCCAACUUACUGAACUUUAACAUGUGAUAAUUCUGCUUCAACAAUUAAUAUAAACUACAUAGCAGACAAAGUGUUUGAGGUAAUAAACACCCAACUCCCUUUAGGCAUGGAUGUAUUUAUUUGUAAAAAAAAAAAAAAAAAAACUGUUAAACGAUGUGAAUAACACACAUGGAUAAAAGUAUAAACAAGUACAAUCAGAUUUAGUAUGACAGAGGCCUCAUCUUACCUCACUGUGGUGACAAGUAGCGUGCCUUCCAUGAAUCUGUCCAUCAAACCGGAGUACAUAUUUCUAAAUAGCAACAGAGUCAUCAGUAACUCCUCAUCAUGACCUCAUAUUUCAAUUUUUCAAUCUUUAAUUCAGACAUCAGAAUUUAUUUUUGUUUUCUUUAUUCCAUCAUAUUCUUGCAAAAAUGCAAUCCAACAAUGUUUUUGCGUGUGUGUGUAGCUACGCACUUCCUUUUCAUCACCAUGACGUCACUUCCAUGUUUUUUUAAGCUAUGACAUGAUUUGUUAUGGAUGUAAUCGUGUAAUAUAAUCCUAAAAAAGGGUGAAUUUGUCCUGGUUCAGUAUAUCUUCUUUUAAAUGACAAAGUACUAAAUGUGUACAUAGUUUGUUUUACAGCUGUGUGAUUUAUUACCAUGUUGAGUUGCCAAAAUUGUUGAAUUGCCCUCGAUUCUGUUCCAUCUGACACUGAAAUCAUUUUCAGUUUUCUGUAGCUGUCUUUUGCAGACAACCAGCAUCUCUGCUCAGAUCUAUAUUUCUGCAAACCUGUAAAUAGUUAAAUAAAUGUUUGGGGUGAGAUCUCUCUCCCUUCCUCUCA